Messenger RNA from Daldinia loculata, 2302 nucleotides. RefSeq lists its product as uncharacterized. Bases 470 to 2053 code for a protein of 527 amino acids. Lineage: Eukaryota; Fungi; Ascomycota; Sordariomycetes; Xylariales; Hypoxylaceae. The record is from RefSeq and is a predicted model, not a curated record. The transcript has 6 exons.
GGAUUAUUUCUCUUCUGGAAACCCCUUAAGGAGCAGUAUUGCGAUGUCGCUUUUACCAAGGACCCUGGGGUACACCUAGCUUCUUCGCCAAAGGAACUGCCAACGUCUGGAUUUGCACAUCUUGUUGCCUUCUCGACUACAGCACUUCGAUCUGGAAUUCCCUGGUUUUUAUCUAGCCGGAUUUCCUUUCUACAUAUGCUUUUUCAGUUUACUGUUUAGGCCAAUGCGUUUUUACAACUUGGAUCAUCCAUCUCGGGAUUGCAUUUUCUCUCUGUCGUUUUCUCUGGGUCCUGUUUUGGAUUCUUAGUUUGCACACGACACUUCAGUCUGGAACAAAGUUGUGCCAUGCUGAAAGUAUUUCAUUUGUACUUGGUUUUGGGGCACAUCUUCGUGAUUUUCACCACCGGCUAGUGGAAAACAGAACACUAACCUCAACCUCAGUGACUACAGCUCUUUUUCCCAAGGAAAUAUGCUUGCCAAUUCCAGCGGAUCUUUUCUUUAUUCUCAGACGGGACAUGCAGACCUCCAUGGUUCAGUAUGGGACACAACAGCUGAAGGAACACAGAACUUCAAUGGAGAAGAGGAUUUCCAUUUUUCAUAUGGACAAGUUACUCCCAGACAGGACCCGAAUGAAGCCGUGGAAGAUAUGACCAGCAAAUGGAUUGCCGCGGAGCAGGCCCAAGCUCCUACCACAGAGCCCAUGCGGAGGAUUAGCUCGCGAGGCUCCUCUGGAAGCCACAAGAACAGAACAAUUAAGCCCUCUGCUCACAAGAGCCGGCCGAGACUACCUCAAGUCUCGCACAUGCCGAAUUUUGACAUGACAGGUAAUCCACAGAUGGAUGCAUAUCUCCUCCAGGAUUCAGAUACCCAUUCAGUAUCUUCUCAGAUGUUCUACCCAACGCUUCCCAUCAGUGUAAGCCUGUCCGCGGAUGGACUUCCCUACUCUCCUGCUGUUCUCUCGUCAGGAAUGGCGCAACAGCACAUCGACCCAACCCAGAUGCAGCUGAACUUCGAGGCUAACCUUACGGGGAACUCGCCUGCUGCUACUACGUGGAGCUCACUCAGCCCCGUUGAGUCUCGGAUUUCUACCCCCGGUCCCGGUGAGGAUGCGUGGUCUGUACCUAUGGAUUCUUCGCCCACGCGAACUAAUGACUCUUCGCCUAUUAUGGAUGGCAUUUCGCCAAGCCUCGAUCGCCAGAUGGGCUUGAUGACCACAGAGGACCCCAAUGGAGUUGUUUUGCCAGACGAUAUGUUUGCAUUGCCUCCUGCUUUCUCGCGCCGCUCCAGCGGCGACGGUGAGUCUUCUGCUCGGGACCACCCCUUGUACAAGAACGCCUACCCGCAAACCGACGGGCUAUUUCACUGCCCUUUUGAGGGUCAGUCCAGUUGCAACCACAAGCCCGAGAAGCUCAAGUGCAACUACGACAAAUUUGUCGACUCGCACUUGAAGCCAUACCGAUGCAAGAUCGAAUCUUGCGAGAAUGCUCGAUUUUCCUCUACCGCAUGUCUCCUCCGACAUGAACGCGAAGCUCAUGCUAUGCAUGGCCAUGGUGACAAGCCCUACCUCUGCACAUACGAUGGAUGUGACCGUGCUGUUCCUGGAAAUGGAUUUCCGCGCCAGUGGAACCUAAAGGACCAUAUGAGACGCGUCCACAAUGAUAAUGGAAAUUCUCUCAAUGCCGUCAGUGGAUCUCCCCCGUCCGGACACGGCUCUUCCGCACAUUCGGCCAAGGGCCGGAAGCGAAAGAGCAAGGAUUCCGUAGACAGCACCAGCAGCCGCAAGCAUGCUUCCAGAUAUGCCCAGGCAGCAGAGGCAGCUAUGAGAGCCGCUGAGCAACCCAUGGUGGAUGAAUGGUACCAGCACCACAAGGCUCUACAGACAUACCUCCAGGAAUUUAGCGUCCCGGAUGCUUUUGACUACCUGCAAAACAUCUCUGAGGCCAGGGAUCACUUGGCAGCCAUGGGAAAGAUCUCCCAGAAGUUGCUUUCUUCCAACAAAGGGUCUAGCACCCAGGACUCGUACAGGCGAUCUCACGGACACCACUCUCGCUAAGUGAAGAAUCCACUAGUGAGACUUGCGGACCAUGGAUGUUUUUACAAGCCAAGGAAUUUGCAAGUGCAGACUUCUAAUUUUACUUUUACUUCCGCUGGUCAGGAGACCGCGACGGAGCCUAGCCAGGCUCCACGAGGAAUAUGUGGAAAACCACGCUCCAAGCCAAAUCCGGCAUUAGGACCCCAGGGAUUCCGGCGCUGCCUCUCAUUGAUUGUAGAGUUCCCGGAUUGAGAACUGGAACCAAGGACA